GUAAAUAUUUAUCAGUUUAUUCUUUACCAACACAUACUUGAGUGGAUAGUUAUAAUCAGUGGAACAGAAAAUUUUUUAGUUGAAUAUCUACGUCUUCUUGAAAGAAUUCGACGAUAUUUUGCUUAAGCUUAGAGCAUAAUAAAAUCGGUCCCAGCAACCACACGCUGUAAUAAAAACUUCCGGCUGCGAGGAGCACUUGAAAUAUGUUUCGGUGAACGCUACUUUAAUGGAGAAUUUAACGAGUGCGCCGGUCAGCAGGUCACAAAGUAGGCCACAGUCGAACAGACGAAGCAGGAGCAGUUUGCUUCGACAGCAAAUGAGAAAUCCACACGACCCUCUACAAAUUCUUGAACGACUUUUAAAUACUACAACUCUCCAAACUCAGCGAGUCCAGCAUGGCAGCAUCAUUGACAUAGGUUAUGACAUUGAAGGCGGCAUAGCAGCCAAGAGAGAGGAUGAGAAGCAGGAGGCAGUAAGGGAAGCCAUACAAGCUGCUGAAGAAAGAGCUACGCGGGAGUUGAGAGCAGCACUGAAAAGAUUGAGAAAAGAUUUGACAGAGGAAAAGUUAAAGGCCUUGGAGGAGCAAAAAGCAUACUAUGAGGAGUUGGCCAGGAAGGUUGCUGAAGCGCGAGACAGAGCAGAAGAGGAAAGGAUACGAGAACUGACCAAAAAGCUCCAGAAAGAGAAAGAGGAGGCCCUGAGAAAACAGUGGGAAGAGGCAGAGAGGAUAAAACAAAAGGCAAUAGAUGAGGCCUGUGCUCUACUAGAAAAGAGGCUGCGAGAUGAGUUUGCUUUAGAGAAGGAGUUGGCUAUUGCAGAGACCUUACAGAAAGCUAGGGAACGUCACAAGAAGAAAUUGGAAGAAGCCAUUGCUGCUACAAAAGAAGAGUGUGAAAGACUUGCCCAGCAGGAGGCAGCACGUGUGGCCAAGCUCCAUCAAGAGGAGAUCAAGAGACAUGAACACAAGUAUGAUAUCCUCACCAGAAAAUAUAAAAAAGAGAUCCGUCAUAAAGAAAAAGUGGAAGGUGACUUCAAGGAGCUCCAAACUGACUACCAAAGAUUCAUGGACUAUACGGAUGGUUAUUAUCACUCUGAUUACAUGAUGAGACUCAGAAAACAUGGAGAAAACUUGGCCAAGAAGCGAGUCAGUGUAGUCACAUAUGAAGAUAUUGAAAAGCUCGAUUUAAGCUGAUAUUAACUUCAUAGCAUCAAAACAGUUAUCAGCUCUGAUAAUAAUUUGUGUGUGUAAUUCUGGUCUGAAGUUUAGACAGCCCCUGAUGCAAGUAGUGUUCAUAGUGCAGUUUACAAUUAAUUUCAAGGAUGAUUUCACAAAAGACCACCUGGGGGCAGUGCAGUGACAAGAUAAAUGUGUACUGAAUUAUUGCCAUGAAGGUUUAAUCUGCAAGUAGACAAAUUUCACAUUCUAAGCCUAUUGGAUAACAACUUGUCAUUGAAAUGAAGGAGAUACGUUGUUCAAGUAAUGUUUGUGCAAAGGCAAAUUCUUCAGCCUCCUAAGUCAAAGGCAAAAAUGAAGUCAAAUCAGUAGAUUAUGUUUUCAUUGCCACAGAUUUCAAAUUGUGUGUUUGUGGACAUAAUGUGUUUGAUGAAAUGAUCAGAAUACAGGGCACUUGUCGUGAUUCAGUAGGAAAAGAAAUGAUUGGAAUUCCAGCUAAUUUUUUCUCUUAAUAUAUUCUUAGAAUUUUGUAUUGCCAAGGAUGAUAGAAGUCUGUGCUUUUGGAGUGCUUGCUGUUUAUAGUUUCAAGGUCAAGCUCAUUCAGAACAUGAAAUAAAAUAAUGUGAUUGAUUAUUGUACUAUGAUUUUAAAAUCUUAGAACUAGAAGAUCAGAGAUGCAAUACCGCCUCCUCAGUAUGUGCCACCAGCUAGAUAAUGCACAGAAAAAGGAUGAGUACACACAGA
This is a messenger RNA of Lingula anatina, 1918 nucleotides long. RefSeq lists its product as uncharacterized. The record is from RefSeq and is a predicted model, not a curated record. Lineage: Eukaryota; Metazoa; Brachiopoda; Lingulata; Lingulida; Lingulidae.